UGGCGUGGUUUGUUUUGUUUGUUUGUUUUCUCCGGGUGUGGCGUUUCGUUUAUUUUUAUUUUUUUCUUCCUCUGUAAUCAGUGGGUGAGUGUUCAUCGUGUACACCUGUUUGCAGCUUUGGUCCCCUGAUAGGCGGUAGAGGUGUGGCUCCUUUGGGCUUCAUCUGAUCGUUGUCUUGGUAGUGUCGCUUCUAGGUGGUUAGUGUUAACUGUUUACAGUUAUCUCGGGAGCACGUCCGUGGGAUUCUAGGCAGGGAAUCUGUAUAGAUUUCCUUUCUGGCCCGCUGGUUUAAGGUGCGUAACAACCCGCCGCCGAAAAGCGUGAAGACUAGGGAUCAGCUGUUAGGUAAGUUUUUGUAUAUAGGUAAGAAUAGUGGGGUUUCUCAGUCUGCCUUUUGGGUACACGACUUGGCACUUUUCCCUGGUUACUGUUUGCGUUUUGUUAUAAAUGAUCAUGACUUCUCUCUCUGAAUUUUUUGAUUCUCCCUCAGAGGAGUUUUUGGAAGGUUGCUCAAAAGAGCAAUUAUUCGAGAUUGGAAAACAUUACGGUGUGGAAAUUGAUGGCCGACGGUCUAAAGAGAAUGUGAAGUCCAUUUUGGUCGCAAAUUUAGUUGAGAAGGACAUUUUGCACAGCUCAGUUGGUCAGAUUACAGCUAAACCCACUGUUUUACCUCCUGGUUUAACAUUUGAGCAGCAUAGGGAAUUGCUGUUGUUACAGUUUGAACACGAUAAGUUCAAAAUGAAAGUACAACUGGAAGCAGAGCACACUAGGUUGGAGAUCGAACGGACACGGUUAGAUUUGGCUAAACAGAGUGUUGCGUCUGGAGUCUCUCGUUCUUCUUCCGUCGCUUCUGAGGCAGUUGAUAUGGAGUUUGAUGUCAUUGGGAAUUUACGUUUAUUGCCUAAAUUUAAUGAACUUGAUCCAGAUUCUUUUUUCGUCAUUUUUGAGCGUGUGGCUGAGGCGCGCAGCUGGUCUGAUUCUGCACGUGUGCUGUUGUUGCAGUGUGUGCUUGUGGGGCGUGCUCAAGAAGUUUUUUCUGCGUUGUCUGACUCUGAUUGCCAUGACUAUGCUAAGGUGAAAGCUGCUGUUUUAAAAACUUAUGAGUUGGUGCCUGAGGCAUAUAGGCAGAGGUUUCGGAGUUGCAGAAAAAACUCUGAGCAGAGUUACCUGGAAUUUGCCAGAGAUAUUAAAAUGCAUUUUAUGCGGUGGUGCGCGGCAGCAGAAGUUAAAACCUUUGAGCAGCUAGGUGAACUUGUUGUUUUGGAACAACUUAAAAACUCAGUUCCUGAGGUGGUUGCUACUUAUAUUUGUGAACAGAAAGCUCAGACGGCAGCUGCAGCCGCGGCGCUCGCGGAUGAUUACGUUUUGACCCAUAAAUCCCAGUUUCCGGCAGCAAGUGGUUUCAGGGGGGACAUUGGGCGAAGCGAUAGUUCUCGCCGUCCUGCUGGUUUGCGUAAGGUGGAAGUUAAACCUCCUGGUUCUUUUGACAGUAAUGAUCGUUGUAACUACUGCCAUAAGCGUGGUCAUUGGAAGGCGGAUUGCCAUCUAUUUAAGUCUAGAACUCCAACAUUUCAGUCUAGACCAGAGGGGGCGGGUUUAGCGGCACCUGUGUUUACAGGUGUAGAGAAACGAAAGGAAUCGCCGCUCGUGGAGUCUGUGGAAUCAUAUUUACCAUUUAUAAGAGAUGGUUAUGUAUCAUUGGAAAAAGGUGAAAAGAAAAUACCUGUGAAAGUACUUAGAGACACUGGUGCGUUUAAUUCUUUUAUUCAGGCGGAUGUAUUGCCUCUCCCUGAGCACACAGAGACGGACAACUGUAUUCCGGUGAGGGAUAUGGGUUUGAAUAUUUUGUUGGUUCCUCUCCACAGGGUGUUUUUGGAGUGCCAGCUUUUUUGUGGAGAGGCUUUGUUGGCGGUGCGACCUGCGUUACCUAUUGACGGGGUCUCGGUCAUUUUGGGUAAUGAUCUAGCGGGUUCCAGUAUGUGGACAGAUGAAUCACCCACACCCGCAGUCGGCAGUGAGCCGGAGUCUCAAAACUUGGAUCGACAAGAGGAGAAUGAGCGUGAAUUGUCGAACGUUUUCACUGCUUGUGCUGUGACUCGAGCUAUGUCGCGCUCUCAAGUGAACGGUGACAAGGACGCACAAGAGGAAAAUAAAGACUACAAGUCCUUUUUGCCUCUUGCUGAUUUUCCAUUUCCUGUCACUAGUACUGAUUUGAUAACUGACCAACGUGCAGAUUCCUCAUUAAAAGAAUUAUUUCAACAGGUUCGUCCGGAGGGGGCUGUGUCAGACCACGAAGGCGGAGCAGAAGGGGCGGGACCAGGAUUUGCCAGGCCCAGCGCGUCCUCGGGAUAUAAGCAGCCUGCUUCAGCGCGUGGAGAAGAGAGGACAGGAGCUGAAUCUGGCUUGGAGCUGAGCCGGCUUCUCCACCCAGCUUGAUUCUACAGAGGUGGCUCUUCCCCCAGCUGCCUGCCCACCCGGUCCUGGUUUGGGAUGGUUUGUUUGACCUUUCUUUUCUUUUCGCAGGGCUUAUCCGUGGAGCAAUGACACCGACCACACGGGGGGGAGGGGCACCCGCUUGUCGAUGCUGGUCCUGUUUAUUUGCUUGGAUUGUACAAUAAAGACUGUAUUCUUUUAUUGAGGGCCGUGCCUCUCUGGCUUUUUGUUGCGGCUCACGAGCCGGGUCGUAACAAAGAGAAAUCCGAUGGAGCGC
Xiphophorus maculatus (southern platyfish) is the source of this 2710-nucleotide messenger RNA. RefSeq lists its product as uncharacterized. The transcript is spliced from 2 exons. Gene Ontology annotation, molecular function: nucleic acid binding; zinc ion binding. Lineage: Eukaryota; Metazoa; Chordata; Actinopteri; Cyprinodontiformes; Poeciliidae. The coding region runs from base 448 to 2436 and encodes 662 amino acids. The record is from RefSeq and is a predicted model, not a curated record.